AUGGACACAAUAUAUGCGUACAGCAAUCGCGCCGCUCUUCAUGACCUUUUCAGUCACGCGCGCCAUGGCGAUGGUCGCGACCCUGCCUGGGUCCAAACUAUCGUCGCCCUAGGACGGCAUGGCGCUGUCCAAAUCGCCAUCACUUCUGCUUCACUCUUGUGGGCAAUCGCUCGAACCAUCAAAAUACGACACGAUGGCUUAGGAAAAGCUGUUCCCUACAAGCCAAAGGGCACCUUUCUCUACGAAGCGCUUGGCCACCUCCUCCGGGGAGUCUCUCUGGCACUGUUCCUUGUCGCUGGCAGUCACAAUGGCAGGCAAUGGUCCAAUGCCAUUGCGGUUGGAUACCUGUUUCUCCUAGGAUUGUUUCGGAUCCUUGUGAGGGGAGCGACCAGGCCCAUGCUGCUUCACCAAAUCGCCCUCGUUUCUACUGUCACACUUGUUUUGACUGCCGCAGCCGAUCUUUUGCCCCUCAUUGUAUUAAAAUCGACCUAUCGACCAGACGUUAUUGUAUCCUUGUCAAUUGCAUCGCUGGCAUCUACAGUACUCGUCUUGGGGUUCUCGCCGCGCGAAUGGCAGCCUCCACGAGCUGGUAUCGAUGUCCCAGAAGGCUUCACCGCUGUGCCGUCCGACGAAGAAACCCGCAGCUGGAUAAACGAAAACGUCACAUUUGCACACAUCGACAAACUGGUAUACAAGAGUUUCACAGGGACAAUUACAAUGGAGGACAUGCCGAAUAUUCCCUGGCAUUACCACCCCGAACUCCUGCGCCAUGGAUUCUCUGCAAUGAGAACGAAGAAGAAAACAACAGCCCGAACCAUCUUUGACCUGCUUGCGCCGCAGAUUCUGCAGUCCGUUAUACUUGGAAUUAGCUAUCCCUUCUUUGAGCUCUGUGGCCCCCUCAGCCUGUACCAGAUCCUCGAAUACAUACGAAAUCCAGAGGCUGCCACAUUGCAGCCAUAUGUGUGGCUCAUCGUCCUGUUCGGCGGUCGCUUGCUGCAGAGCAUUCUCUUGCAAAAGUUUAUAUCGCUGACUCGGAAGAUUGCCAUGUAUUGUAAAAUUAUGCUUACUGGCGAGGUCUUUCAUGCGGCGCUAGGCUCCCGAGAGCUGAAUGGCAAUAUUCUUCAGGAUGCCGAGAAGAACGAGGAGGAAGCCACUCAGUCCAGAGAGGGCACAGCUGCUGGUAUGCUUGAGAACUUGAUAUCAACGGACAUGAACACGAUCACAUCUUUGCGCGUUUUCCUCAUGGCCGUCGCACAAAUUCCCGCCUCCGUCUUAGCUGUAGUCGGGCUAUACAAUGUUAUCGGCUGGCCCAUGUUUGCUGGCCUCUUCAUCGUUUUCCUGAGCGCACCAAUCUCAGGAUACAUUAUGGGCUAUAUGAUGCGUUUUGAGAAGAAGCUCAAAGUUUUCCAGGAUGUCCGUGUCUCAAUGUUGUCCGAAUACCUCAGGUCAAUCAAGGCGAUUAAAUAUUUCGGCUGGGAAGACUCCAUCGUCAGCAGAGUCAGGGACAUACGCGCAAAGGAGCAGAGGCAGAACUGGAAUAUUUCGAUGUGCUGGGUAGUAUUCUCACAGGUAACAUCCUUCAUGCCCAUCUGCUCACUGCUGGCCAUAUUUGGCCUCUACGUUGGCAUUCUGAACCUGCCCAUGACUGCAUCCGUCGCUUAUACGACAGUCACACUGUUUGAUACAGUCCGUGGAAACCUUGACUUCAUCUCUGCGGUCGUUUUGGAAUUGCCCAAAAUUCUGGUCUCUCUGCGCCGUUUUGAUAGCUUCUUUGCUGCUCUCGAUCCACUGGACCGCUAUCCUGAAGGGCCUCUACGAAUCCACCGUGCGACAUUUCGUCGCAAUCGAGCCGCCAGUUUCUCUUUAUCUGACAUCACGAUUGAUUUUGUCGAAAAUGGACUGAAUACAAUCACGGGUAUUAGCGGUAGUGGAAAGACAACGCUGCUGCUGGCUCUCCUUGGAGAGACGAUCAAAGAAGCUGGCACCGUCACCCGGCCAAGAGAUGCAGCUUUUGCGUCGCAGACCGCUUGGCUGCAGGCGCAAUCGAUCCGCGAAAAUAUUCUCUUCACACUCAAACACGACGAGAGACGGUAUAGGAGCGUUGUCAGUGCCUGCUGCCUCGAUGUGGACUUUGCCGAAUUUGCCAACGGGGACAUGACACAAGUCGGCGAGAAUGGCGCUGCCCUGUCUGGCGGGCAGCGGGCGAGGAUCGCCUUGGCGAGAGCUCUUUAUUCUUUUGCCUCCUUGUUAGUUCUCGACGACAUCUUCUCGGCGCUAGAUACCAAAACUACCGUUUUAAACAGGACUGUGAUUCUCGUGACCCAGUUGAACUGGGUUGUUGGAGAGGCAGAUUUGGCGAUUACACUUGAAGACGGCUCGGUCAAAUCCACAGAUCAAAAUCUGGGACACGUUCGGGUGCCUCAAAACCUACCAGCAUACUCUAGUGAUGACCUGGACAAUGCCGCGCCCGCUACUGAUGUUGAAGAAACACCGAAUCUCGCAGAGACAGAAAAGAUGAACUUGAUCGACGACGAAGUGGAAAAGAGUGGUGUCCUUGGUGGCUUUCCUGUACUGCAGUAUCUAAUGUACUUCGGCGGCCCGAUCGCUGUCAUUCUCACAAUGGGAGUUAUGCUCGCACAAACAGCGGCUGAGCUGGUAACCAAAUACUGGUUACGGGUCUGGGUCGACAAUGCCAACACAGAUGUAUCCGCCAGCACGUCAUUCUACCUCUCCAUCUUUGUGGCGCUGAGUCUCGGCACAGACGCGAUAAAUGCAGUGUGCUUCUGGACAUUUAUCAGAGGCGCCUGGUACGCUGCGAGGACGUUGCACGAAAACGCGGUUCAUGCUCUGUUUAAUGUCUCCCUGGGGUGGUAUACCGAUCACCCCGUGGGCAGAGUCAUCAAUCGUCUGUCUGGGGACAUGGAGACGUUGGACCAGAACAUCAUCGGCACAGUCUUCGUGACCACCCGUACAAUUAUCAUGUCAAUUAUGAUGCUGACUGCCAUCACUUGGAUCCUUCCCGUUUUCAUGGGACCAACCGUGGUGCUUGCUGGACUUGGCAUCUUCGUGGGCGUCAUGUACAACCAAAAUGCCAUUUACCUGAAGCAGUUGGUUUCCGCAAGCCAGUCCCCCAUUCUCUCUAGCUUUUCCGAAGGACUCAACGGGAUGGCAGUCAUUCGCGCGACCUCAUCCCUGCCCGGCCUCUUCUCCGAGCAGCUAGGACGGCUCCUCACCUCGUCGGCCCAGGCUGGUGUCUCGCAGAUCGACGCCGACCAGUGGAUCAAGUUUCGGAUGAAUACCAUCUCGGGCUUGAUCAAUGUCUGUGCUGCGUUCCUAGCCAUCUGGGAGAGCGACAGAUUAUCUGCCGGAAUCGUCGGGUUUUGUCUGUCGCAAGCCACUGACAUUAGCUCCGCCAUUUUGAUGCUUGUCUUUCAAGCCAGCGAGUUGAAUCUGCAAAUGCAGACGUUUCAUCGUGUUCGGCAGUAUGGAAAGUUGCCGCUAGAAGAAGAAUCGCUGAGCGAAGAUAAACUCGUCCCGGACGAUGCAGCCAAAGAAUGCCAGGCCGCACCUCCCAACUGGCCUGCCACUGGCGCUAUUGAGUUCAGGAAUGUCACGGUGCGAUACGGUCCCGACGGGCCUGAUGUUCUGAAGAACAUCAACCUGCGGUUCAAUGCCGGGGAACGUGUUGCCGUUGUUGGUAGAACUGGUAGUGGCAAGAGCACUCUUGUUUUGUCCAUGCUUCGCUUCACGAACAUAGUAUCUGGCCAAAUCUUAUACGAUGGUGUCGAUGUCACGAGUAUCCCAUAUAAAGAGCUCCGACAGGCCAUUUCCAUGAUCCCACAGGAGUCGCAGCUGUUCCAGGGUACGCUCGCAGAAAAUCUCGACCCGACAGACACAAUCUCCCAGGCCGAUUUGCAAAAGGCGCUCGACGUCUGCCAAUCCAUCGCUGCCAUCAAAACAAGUCGACAGCACUCGGCCACUGCUUCCGACGACGACGAGCGCAGCAGCGCCGAUACGCUCGGGGGCGGCCUGACGCUGGAGACGCAAGUCAAGGCCAAGGGCGAGAACUUUUCGCACGGGCAGCGGCAAGUUCUCUCGCUGUGUCGCAUCCUGGCGAGACAGUCCAAGCUGAUGCUGCUCGACGAGGCGACCUCCAACAUGGACGCGGAGACGGACGCCGGCAUCCAAACGGCGCUACGCGAGGCGGCGGCGGAAGGUCAAGGGCGCUGCCUCGUCACCAUUGCGCACCGGCUCCAGAGCAUCGCCGAUUAUGACAGGGUAGUGGUGAUGGGCUCCGGCGAGGUGCUAGAGGUGGGCAGUCCCCGGGAGCUGAUGGAGAAGAAGGGCAGCUACUAUGACCUGGUGAUGCAUGAUCACGAUGCGACCUCGGCUGAAGGCAGCUCAAUAUCGUCUCAUUUUGUUCAAGCAAGCUUACAGGAACUUGGACACAAUAUUAAAAGCCCAGAGCCGAGGACGAUGGUCAAUCCAUCGUUGAAAGCAUUGAACGAAAGUGUGGCACAAGUGAAUAGCAGUGUACUUUGCCGCCUUGCCUUUUCUGCUUGCACUAAACACUGCCGAUUCUUGCGCAGGUUGGGCAACCAGAGGGUUGGUAAUCCCAAGUGUGGUGGGUUUGGAGGGAAUUGGCGCAGCCUGGCAGCGAGACUUUUCAAAGUCUGCUCAGAAAGAGUACCCGUUCUGCGUACUUCAAAGCGAGUCGCGCUUCGUCAGCCCAUUUGGCGUGGCGUUGCGAAGCAGAGGGACAUGAUCCGCACAGGGCAGACUGCGGUGGCAACUUGUACGGUGCCAAAGAACCUGGCACCCAGGCCCAUGACAACUGCGACAAUCGCCUUGACCCUCUCAGCGCCGCCCUGGUCCCCCUCCAACCUAUCGCCUUGCAGUCGAAUGUUGCAUCACCAUGCAAGUAGCCUGGCUAAUUUCGUCAAAGAUUUCCUGGUGGAAGCACGACAGGAUGAGAAAGGCAAAGAGGGCUUGGUAAGAUCCAUGCACGCCGCAAUUUCGUGUCCCGAAAAGAGACACGGAACCAUUCAUAUGUCCUCCCUGCCUGGAUUUGUGGUGCAACCUCCAAGGCGACAACACGGCAACAUGAGACCUCCCUCCCUCAUCUCAAAACUCAUGAGUAGUCCCCUGAUGAUGAAGAGAAACAGGCCAGGGCCACACGCGGUGGGGACCAGCGUCUGCCACUGUGCCACUGCAUUCCGGUUGCCUUUGUCAAGUCUGGCCCUGCCGAUAGUCCUUCCCCAGUUCUUUUCAAUACUGGCUAGCCUUGUUGAGUCUCGUUGA
Messenger RNA from Cordyceps militaris CM01, 5301 nucleotides. Its product is annotated as abc transporter. Bases 1 to 5301 code for a protein of 1766 amino acids. Gene Ontology annotation, cellular component: fungal-type vacuole; membrane. The transcript has 10 exons. The record is from RefSeq and is a predicted model, not a curated record. Lineage: Eukaryota; Fungi; Ascomycota; Sordariomycetes; Hypocreales; Cordycipitaceae. Gene Ontology annotation, biological process: transmembrane transport. Gene Ontology annotation, molecular function: ATP hydrolysis activity; ABC-type peptide transporter activity; ATP binding.